AUGAAGUUCGCCCGCUACCUAGGCGGAAACACAGUGCCUGAAUGGAAAAAGGUAUACAUCCAGUACCGUGGUCUCAAGAAACUCAUCAAGCGUGUCGCAGAGCAUCGCGAAGCACGCCUACGACUCGAAGCUGAGCUUGGCCUUGCUCGCGCCCGUUCUGGCUCUUCUUCUACUGCUGUUGCUGGUUCUAGCGCCAAUGCUGCACGCAGACGUAGGGUAGUCGCAUCAGAUCGAGAGGCACAAGACACUCUUGCUUCCAGUGCAGGCUAUCUGCGGCGCAAUGACUACGGUGGAACACAUGGCCCGGCUCCAGCGCUACCAGAGCUUCCGCCAGUGAGCUUGGCCGGAACAGGGCUUAGGCUUUCAUCGGAUCAUUUUGGUCAGGAGGACGCCGACGAAACAGGCGGAACGCAAGAUCUUGAAGCGCAAGCAAGUUACUCUGCAGAUACGAAAGCCAGUACAUCAGAGCAGCAACCGCUCGAAGCCACAUCCCCUCCUCGCACUGAAGCCCGAUAUGACCUCAAUGCAGACCCCUCCUCUCCUCCAUCCUUUACCGCCGCAGUAGGCCCUUCUCGCAAAGCCACUACAUCCAGCACCUCGAGCAAACGACAACUUGUUCCCCGCACAACCUCCUCCACUCGUUCCUUGCGCGCUGAAGCACCGGCGUCCACGCUCUCCGAACUCAUCUCGACCCAUUUCGAUAGCCAAGAAUCGAAACUCUUUUCGGCGUGCGAUGCAGAACUCGAACGAAUCGUCGCUUUCUAUGAAGCGCAAGAAGCUUCCGCAGCGAAACAAUUCACCCAACUGGCACGCCAACUCCAAGAACUCGCUGAACAUCGGCGCGAGCAUCGUGCCAAGUAUAGCAUUUCUGAUCACCAUCCUCCCUUGAAUUCGGCUCGCAAGAAUAGGCUUUCGCAACUCUUGUCGAGUAUUGCAGGAAAGCAGUUGUUGACCGAGGAAGUUGUGGAUCGGUUCAAAUUUCUGCCCGGUUUAAAAGGCAAGCAGACACCAGCCGGUCAACAUCCGAGGUUCUCCAUCGAACGGCAGCAGCAGGAUAGUGAUGAUGAUGCAGGCGACAGAAGAAGAACACUGGCUCUCGCAGCAAUGCAAGCUAGUUUGCGUGGAUGGGAUGACGAGACGGAUUCAGCGAUUAGAGAGGCUAAUAAAGCAGCUGCUAUGUCUCACGACCCGGAAGCAUACGCUGCUGCUCGCAAAAAGCUCAAAGCAGCCGUUCUAGAGUACUAUAGAUUCCUCGACACCCUUACCAACUACAAGAUCCUCAAUAGAACCGGCUUUGCCAAAGUCAUGAAAAAGUUCAGCAAAACGGUCAACGUUGCCUGCUCAGACCUCUACUAUCGUGAGAAAGUGGCACCCACCAUCCUCGUCACUUCGGAUCGCAUCGAAAAACUUCGUCGUGCAACUGAAGAUAUCUACACGGCCUAUUUCGAACAUGGAAACCGUAAACAGGCGCUCGAUCGGCUCAGGGCUAGGGAAGAUCAUACUACCCAUCACUAUAGCGUCUUUCGCAGUGGCUUCUACCUUGGCAUAUCACUCUGUGCCCUUGUAGCGGGCUUAGUGGAGGCGAUGAAGCCUGAGACUCAGAGAAGAGUGCCGCAGUGGGCAGCGAUGUUGAGGGUGUAUGGAGCAGAGUUCAUCCCCACCCUUUUUGCUUUGGGCUUUGGAUUGAAUCUGGCUUGGUGGCAUGCAGUGAGGAUCAAUACGGUCUUCAUAUUCGAAUGGGAUGUGAGGUCGACCAUGGAUCAUAGGCAGUUUUUUGAAAUCCCUGCGCUGCUUAUGCUCUUGUUGUCAUGCUGCUUUUGGGUGAGCUUUGUGAAUCCGUUUCCCGAUGCUAUAUACCCGACGACUUGGCCGACAGUAUGGUUGGUCAUUGCAGCCGUUGUCAUGCUGAACCCUCUGCCGAUAUGGAUGCCCGCUGGUAGGUGGUGGUUCACAAGAUCCCUCUUUCGGGUCUUGACCGCUGGGUGUAAGAGGGUCCAAUUCCGAGACUUCUUUCUAGGAGACGAGCUGAACUCAGUCGCAUGGUCGAUCAGCAACUUUUGGUAUAUCGGUUGCGAAUACCACCACAAUUGGGCUCACCCCGAUCGAUGUUGGCCCAACAAGACCUAUUGGACCUCUGUUCUUCUUUCCAUGCCCGCGGUCCUGCGUUUGGGACAAUGCAUUCGUCGUUGGAUGGAUAGCGAAUAUCGUACCCACCUACACCUUGUAAACGCCGGCAAGUACUGCUCUGCGAUCCUCAACAACUUUUUCUACCUGCAUUACCGCCGUAAGGGCUCGAAUGCUGGAGUGGAUCAGGCUUUGUGGAUCUUGUUCGCAACAAUCUAUUCACUCUGGCACAUUGCCUGGGAUUUGUUGAUGGAUUGGUCUCUUGUCAAACCUCGGGCAAAACACUUGCUCCUCCGAAACGAAAUUUCCUUCCCUCUACCAGUGUAUUAUGUAUCCAUAGUGAUUGAUGUGGUGGGAAGGAGCAUAUGGGUGAUAUACCUCAUUCCAGGAAGAGCAAGUGUAACCUUACGAUCCUUUCUAGCAGCAUUGGUGGAAAUGGGUAGGAGGGUAUGUUGGAACAAUCUUCGUGUAGAGAAUGAACAGAUUGGCAAUACGGACAGCUUUAAGAUCCUACGUGAUCUUCCGCUUCCUUAUCGACAGAAACUCAUUCACCAACGGGAGGUCGACGCAGAUGGUGUUGACAAAGGUGGCAUAUUUUCAAGUGUCAAACUCUCGGCUCUACGCAAGAAAUCUCAUCCAACAGCUGCUGCAGAUCCAACACAUCAUACCGAAGCGAGUGUUCCACAUCUCGCCACCACCCACCAGCGCUUAGACGAGCAAGAGAGCCAUCCAGACGAGAUGACGGCAAGGGAGAAAAGAAGGAAAAGUUGGAUCGAGAGUUUGAGGAAUACAUUGGUUCCGGAUGCGAAAGGGGUCGAGUAUGGAAAAGGUUUAGAUCAGAGGGCGGUGACCAAAGGGCAAAGUGGCAGAGAUUGCAUGCCUAGAAGGGGGGAGAAUUUGGGAGAGGAGGGGAUGCAGGGUUUUGAUGAGAGCGAUGAUGAUGAUGAGGAGGAGGAGGAAGAGGAGGAGGAAGAGGAGGAGGAAGAGGAGGAGGAAGAGGAGGAGGAGGAGGAGGAAGGGACGCAGGAGGGUCAUGGGAGUGAUUCUAACGAUGGUAGUGGUCAAGCGGUAGAGUUGCCUCAGACUCGGGCAAAGGCUGUGGCGAGGGGGAGCGCCUCCAAGCUGCCAAAGUCACGCUGA
Messenger RNA from Ustilago hordei, 3264 nucleotides. RefSeq lists its product as uncharacterized. Gene Ontology annotation, molecular function: inositol hexakisphosphate binding. NCBI's taxonomy places the organism in Eukaryota, Fungi, Basidiomycota, Ustilaginomycetes, Ustilaginales, Ustilaginaceae. The transcript has a single exon. Gene Ontology annotation, cellular component: plasma membrane; cytoplasm; Golgi apparatus. The record is from RefSeq and is a predicted model, not a curated record. Bases 1 to 3264 code for a protein of 1087 amino acids. Gene Ontology annotation, biological process: phosphate ion transport; cellular response to phosphate starvation.